AGAGAGGGAGGGAGCAUGGCAGCCAGGGAGGAGCGGGCCAGGAGUCGGAAGGAGUCCCGAGGGGGCCCUUCCCGCCGGGGAGUGGCCCUGCUCCGCCCAGAGCCCCUGCACCGGGGGACAGCAGACACCCUCCUCAACCGCGCCAAGAAGCUGCCUUGUCAGAUCACCAGCUACCUGGUGGCCCACACCCUGGGGCGCCGGAUGCUGUACCCCGGCUCCGUGUACCUGCUCCAGAAGGCCCUCAUGCCUGUGCUCCUGCAGGGCCAGGCCCGGCUGGUGGAAGAGUGUGAUGGGCGCCGGGCAAAGCUGCUGGCCUGUGAUGGCAACGAGAUUGACACCAUGUUUGUGGACCGGCGGGGGACAGCUGAGCCCCAGGGACAGAAGCUGGUGAUCUGCUGCGAGGGGAAUGCGGGCUUCUACGAGGUGGGCUGUGUCUCCACACCUCUGGAAGCUGGGUAUUCAGUCCUGGGCUGGAACCAUCCAGGCUUUGCCGGGAGUACGGGGGUGCCAUUCCCACAGAAUGAGGCCAACGCCAUGGACGUGGUGGUCCAGUUUGCUGUCCACCGCCUGGGCUUCCAGCCCCAGGACAUCAUCCUCUACGCCUGGUCCAUCGGCGGCUUCACUGCCACGUGGGCAGCCAUGUCCUACCCAGACAUUAGUGCUGUGAUCCUGGAUGCCUCCUUUGAUGACCUGGUGCCCUUGGCCUUAAAAGUCAUGCCAGACAGCUGCAGGGGCCUGGUGACCAGGACCGUGAGGCAGCACCUCAAUCUAAACAACGCGGAGCAGCUGUGCAGGUACCAGGGCCCUGUGCUGCUGAUCCGAAGAACCAAGGAUGAGAUCAUCACCACCACGGCUCCUGAGGACAUCAUGUCCAACCGAGGCAACGACCUCCUGCUGCAGCUCCUGCAGCAUCGGUAUCCCCAUGUGAUGGCAGAAGAGGGUCUUCAAGUGGUGAGGCAGUGGCUGGAGGCCUCCUCGCAGCUGGAGGAAGCCUCGAUUUACAGCCGAUGGGAGGUAGAGGAAGACUGGUGUCUGUCUGUCCUCCGCUCCUACCAGGCGGAACACGGGCCAGACUUCCCCUGGAGUGUGGGGGAGGACAUGAGUGCACGUGAAAGGCAGCAGCUGGCUUUGUUUCUGGCCCAGAAACAUCUGCACAACUUCGAAGCCACACAUUGCACCCCGCUCCCGGUCCAGCACUUCCAGAUGCCCUGGCACCUCUAGGGACAGCCCUCUAAAGUCAGCACUGGGCCUCAUGCUGAAGGACUGGGUGGGAGGAGACCUGAGGACGGGCCCUCGUAUUUGUGAUUCUGUGUUCAUGUUGCUGUUUAGUUUGUGGAGCGUGGAGUCCACCCCCUUUUCACUGUUCCUCUUGCAUGGUCCUUCAUCCGUCCUGCAGUACCUAACCUCCUGGCACAUCUGCUUUAAAUGAAUGGACUUUUCCUAAUAAUUAAUAAAAAGGUAUUUUUUCUA
Molecule: messenger RNA, 1470 nt
Organism: Myotis davidii
Lineage: Eukaryota; Metazoa; Chordata; Mammalia; Chiroptera; Vespertilionidae
Gene: ABHD16A
Product: abhydrolase domain containing 16A
Exons: 15
Coding region: 16-1221 (401 amino acids)
Biological process (GO): monoacylglycerol catabolic process; phosphatidylserine catabolic process
Cellular component (GO): endomembrane system
Molecular function (GO): glycerophospholipase activity; monoacylglycerol lipase activity
Source: RefSeq, a predicted model, not a curated record